AUGGAGAGCCCUAGACAAGUUGAAGUCAGUUUGAUGGACAGGCAAGAGGUCCACGAUGAUAGUCUUUCCGUGCGAUUCGAUGCGCGUCUAAUCCCAAACCCGCUGCCAUCGCCAGCACCCAGACCGGUAGCAGAAAAUCAUGGUCCACGGAGAUUUCCUAAUUGGGAAGCGCGUCGCAUUCAUACGUGGAAAACUCCACUUCUCAUGGUUCUGUUUUUCCUUGUUGGCUUAGCAAUGAGCAUGGCACAUUGCAUCUUUUACCCGAAACUCAAAGAUCAGGUGGUUGGGAAAGCCGACCAGCAAGAGGAGAAGAUAAGAUUUGGCACUGGCUUUGCCUUCCUCGCCCAGAUAUGCCUAGGGGCAAGUGUGUGGACUGCGUACACUCAGUGGCUAUGGAGGACCCUCAUGAAGAAGGACGUGACUUUCGAAGUCCUAAAUUCAGCUUUUGGAGCUGAAACAUCGAUACUGUCUUUACUCAACGUCAACAUGUGGAAGAGGCUGAAGGUAGGAUCAAUAAUCGCAUUCCUCGCAUGGGGACUAUUGAUACCGCCAUUCUUUACACCUGCGACUUUGUACAUAUUCGAAAGCACCCAAGUUGUACACAUCAAUGCAGCUAUGCCGUACCCGUCCAUCGCAAAUGUAAGCGCAGCGCAUUUGUUUACCUAUUCGCCACCUUCUAUACGCGGAACAAAACAAUACGAAAACGAUGUGAAUCGAAUUUUCACUGGACCAAGGACCGUCAUGAACCUGUUGGCUACUGCCACGUCGUCUCUCGGCGAGAUACUACCACUAGACUUGCCUUUCAACAAUUCAGCCUAUUCCAUCAAUUUCUACGCUCCUGUCAUCAGGUGUGGGGAUGCUAACGAUACGGAAAGAUAUGCCAUAGACGGUCUUCUGAGGGAAGAGAUGAAUGUCACACGGGGUACACUAAAUGAAACGGCUAGUGCAUAUUUCAGUUUCGUUCCCACCUACAACAGCAACGGGAGUCUUACAGCAGUGUCGCACCCUCGUCGACAAAUACCUUCAACACCGAUGAAUGAACUCUGGAUGACAUUUCUGCGACCUGAGAUUGACGGCCAGGGCGAGCGAAUCAAGACUCGUCAUUAUCAAAUCUGUCGCCCGCACAACGCAUCUUACAAUCUGGAAAUAUCGCAGUAUCAUGGCCUCCAGAAUGUUUCGGCCAAGUACGAAGUCGGCGAAACGAUUCCUUUCCCGAAUGAGAAGCCGAACGAGAUCUCAAACAUGACCCAACACGCAUAUACAGCAUUCAUGUGGGCUGUGUGCGAUCAACUUGUUGGGAAGCUUGCAUGGAUGGAUGAUACGAGUAUCAAAGAUGAGCAGCAAGCAACAGCUCAGUUUGGUAUCAUUGACUCGCCCAUUCAGCACACCAGUUUGCUGGGGUCCGUCGACUUGGAUGCGUACUUCGAAUUUGACGAAGAGAAAGAAUUGUACAAAGAUCAAAACAUGUCGACAGCAUUCGAUUUGAGUGAUCAACGACUGAAGGACAAAGCCAUGGCGAGAAAUCGGACACUAGAUGUCUUGAUAGAAGAGUUGAGCUCCAACCUGACAGUCAGCAUGAUGCACAACCGCCUACUAACGGAUAUGGCCAACACGACCGUCAAGCUUACCACCGACGUAAACCGCUACAACUAUAAGGCCUAUGGCUUGUUUGUCCCCUAUGCUCUCGCUAAUGCGUUCGCCCUUGUCUGCGUCAUCCUUGGGUUAACAUCAUAUGUCCGCGAUGGUGCCAUGCCAGGAAAGAAAGUGCAGGAUUACUUGCAAGCUAUGCAUGAUCCGAGGUUCCAAGGCAGUCCUGCUCAAAACUGCAGAACACCGAGCUUGAGUGCUGUUUCUGGUUCACUCAUUCCCCUCAAUUCUGUAGCUUCAUCUGAAGGUUCAGGAGAAGGGAGAAGCAAUGAAAGAGCAAGAGGUUCUCAAAAUACAAGGUCAUCGAGUGAUAUGAGCAGAGUCGAGAGUGUUGAGAUCGUAUGA
Messenger RNA from Alternaria burnsii, 1992 nucleotides. RefSeq lists its product as uncharacterized. Lineage: Eukaryota; Fungi; Ascomycota; Dothideomycetes; Pleosporales; Pleosporaceae. Bases 1 to 1992 code for a protein of 663 amino acids. The record is from RefSeq and is a predicted model, not a curated record. The transcript is spliced from 4 exons.